Messenger RNA from Astyanax mexicanus (Mexican tetra), 1883 nucleotides. Its product is annotated as asparagine synthetase [glutamine-hydrolyzing]-like. The transcript is spliced from 12 exons. Gene Ontology annotation, molecular function: asparagine synthase (glutamine-hydrolyzing) activity. The coding region runs from base 89 to 1774 and encodes 561 amino acids. Lineage: Eukaryota; Metazoa; Chordata; Actinopteri; Characiformes; Acestrorhamphidae. Gene Ontology annotation, cellular component: cytosol. The record is from RefSeq and is a predicted model, not a curated record.
GUGGUUAACGCUGCAUCACUGCUGUCACAGUGCCCUGCAGUCCUCCUGUAGAGUUACACCCUCAGCCGCUCCUGUCAGAAGAAGCAAAAUGUGUGGUAUAUGGGCGUUAUUUGGGAGCGAUGAGUGCCUGGCGAUUCAGUGCACCAACGCUAUGAAGAUCGCACAUCGAGGUCCUGAUGCUUUUCGCUUUGAGAAUGUCAACGCUUUCACCAACUGCUGCUUCGGUUUCCACCGGUUGGCCAUUGUGGAUCAGCUGUAUGGUAUGCAGCCCCUUAGAGUGAAGAAGUUCCCCUACCUCUGGCUCUGCUACAACGGCGAAAUUUACAACUACAAACUGCUUAAAGAGAAGUUUGAGUUUGACUAUCAGACCAGAAUGGACGGGGAGAUCCUGCUUCACCUGUACGAUCGUUUUGGCAUUGAAAAGAUGAGCUCACUGUUGGACGGCGUGUUUGCCUUCAUCCUGCUGGACACGGCCAAUAGGAAAAUUUUCUUGGGAAGGGACACGUACGGUGUGAGGCCCAUGUUCAAGCUGCUGACUGAUGAUGGCUUCCUCGCUGUCUGCUCAGAGGCCAAAGGCCUAACACAGAUCACACACUCCAUGUCUGAACCAGUAAAGAUCACGCCCUUCCCGCCAGGCCACUUUGAGGAGUUUAAUCUGAAGCUGAAUGGAAAGGUGGAGUCUGUUCAGCUGGAACGUUUUCAUUGCUGCACAGAAGAGCCCAAACAUGCUGAAUAUGAUGAUGCUGAGCAGCUUGGCAAAGGUUUUGCUCUAGAGACAGUGAAGAGCAACAUCAGAAUCCUGUUUGAAAACGCUGUGAGAAAGCGGCUGAUGGCCCACAGAAGAAUUGGCUGCCUCCUCUCAGGUGGACUUGAUUCUAGCCUGGUGGCUGCCACACUUGUCAAGCUGUCCAAGGAGCAGGAGUUGCAGUACCCCAUUCAGACAUUUGCUAUCGGAGCGGAAGACAGUCCAGAUAUCGCUGCUGCGCGCAAGGUAGCAGCACACAUAGGCAGCGAACACCAUGAGGUGAACUUUACCCCAGAGGAGGCUAUCAAGGCUGUAGAGGAAGUCAUCGUCCAUCUGGAGAGUUACGACAUCACCACAGUACGCGCUUCUGUUGGAAUGUAUCUGGUUUCUAAGUAUAUCCGUGAGAAGACGGACAGUGUGGUGAUCUUUUCCGGUGAAGGAUCUGAUGAACUCACACAGGGCUACAUCUACUUUCAUAAGGCUCCAUCACCGAAGGCCGGUGCAGAGGACAGUGUGCGUCUGCUGAAGGAGCUGUAUAUGUUUGAUGUUCUGAGAGCAGAUAGAACUACAGCUGCACACGGACUGGAGCUGAGAGUGCCUUUCCUGGACCACAGGUUCACUGCUUACUAUCUUUCCCUGCCUGAGGAGAUGAGGGCACCUAAGGAUGGUGUGGAGAAGCAUCUUCUGAGGGAAGCAUUCAGUGGGCUGGAUCUGAUUCCAGAUGAGAUACUGUGGAGACGUAAAGAGGCUUUCAGUGAUGGAAUGACCUCUACAAAGAAGUCCUGGUAUUCCUUCCUCCAGGAGAACAUUGAAUCUAAGAUAAAUGACUCACAGUUACAGAAGGCCAAAAAGCAGUUCCCUUAUAACCCCCCUACUACCAAAGAAGGCCUCUUCAUCCGCCAGCUGUUUGAGAAGCAUUACCCCGGGUGCUGUGAAUGGACCACCCACUACUGGAUGCCCCGCUGGAUUAAAGCUACUGACCCCUCUGCCAGAACCCUGUCCAUCUACAAACCAGAAAAGGACCAGUAACCAGGCAGAUUUAGUCAGCAGACUGAACGCAGAACAAUUUUACAACAUUGUAUUGUUCGUUUUUCAUGAUUUUUGUCAUGUCAAUAAAAAACAGCUGCGUUCCAAAGUG